AUGGCUCCGUGCUGCUGCUGCUCCUGCUGCUGGUGGCCUCCUUGGCCUUUACCAGGACUCCUACCAGAGAAACCCCCAAAGACACAUGUGACCCACCACCCCAGUCCUGAAGGUGAUGUCACCCUGAGGUGCUGGGCCCUGGGCUUCUACACUGCUGACAUCACUCUGACCUGGAAGAGGGAUGGGGAGAACCUGACCCAGGACAUGGAGCUUGUGGAGACCAGGCCUGCAGGGGAUGGAACCUUCCAGAAGUGGGCAGCUGUGGUGGUGCCUUCUGGAGAGGAGGAGAAUUACACAUGCCUUGUGGAGCAUGAGGGGCUGCCUGAGCCCCUCACCCUGAGAUGGGGCUCCUCCAUCCACCAACUCCAACAUGGGAAUCAUUGCUGUCCUGGUUGUCCUUGGAGCUGUGGCCAUCAUAGGAGCUGUGGUGGCUGUUGUGAGGAAGAGGAGGAGAAACACAGGUGGAAAAGGAGGGGACUAUGCUCCAGCUCAAAGCAGCAACAGUGUCCACAGCUGGGACUCCUCUCAGGAGACUUGAAAAGGUGA
This is a messenger RNA of Rattus norvegicus (Norway rat), 546 nucleotides long. It is a transcript of the gene RT1-O1, whose product is annotated as RT1 class Ib, locus O1. Gene Ontology annotation, cellular component: phagocytic vesicle membrane; lumenal side of endoplasmic reticulum membrane; membrane. The transcript has 5 exons. The record is from RefSeq and is marked validated. Bases 1 to 546 code for a protein of 181 amino acids. Lineage: Eukaryota; Metazoa; Chordata; Mammalia; Rodentia; Muridae.